Molecule: messenger RNA, 1425 nt
Organism: Lathyrus oleraceus (garden pea)
Lineage: Eukaryota; Viridiplantae; Streptophyta; Magnoliopsida; Fabales; Fabaceae
Product: probable polygalacturonase At3g15720
Exons: 10
Coding region: 43-1230 (395 amino acids)
Biological process (GO): carbohydrate metabolic process
Molecular function (GO): polygalacturonase activity
Source: RefSeq, a predicted model, not a curated record
AUACUAGUUUGCAUAAACAAUCAUUGUCAGAAAAUAUAUAUCAUGGACUUUCUUAUAACUAGCCUCUUGGUAUUUUCUACUACAUUUUGCAACUCAUGGAAUAUUGCAUUUGGUGAAAAUAACUUUGAUGUACUUAAAUAUGGUGCCAAAGGAGAUGGCAUUUCUGAUGAUACACAAGCCUUUGUGAAAGCAUGGAAUGAUUUAUGUGGAGCAAAUCAAGGGACUCCAACCCUUGUUGUACCAUCUGGACAUACAUUUCUUGUGCAUCAAUAUAUUUUCAAAGGUCCUUGCAAAUCUCAAAAUAUUCAAAUUAAGCUUGAUGGAACUAUACUAGCACCUCAUAGAAAUCAAUGGGGUGCAUGCUCAAAAAGAUGGCUUCAUUUUAUUGAUGUUCAUGGGAUUUCAUUUUAUGGAUCAGGAGUGAUCGAUGGUAAUGGUGAAGAUUGGUGGAAAGAUUAUGAUUCACCCAAUCAAUGUAAAGGAUCACCUACGGCUUUACUAUUUGAAAGAUGUGACGAACUUCAAUUAAGUGGGAUCAGUCAUAUAAAUGGUCCUGGAUUUCAUUUACACAUAGUCCAUUGCAGAGAUGUAACAAUCUCGAAUAUUAAAAUAAACGCACCAGCUACUACUCACAACACUGAUGGAAUUGAUCUCACAAACUCGGUUCGGGUUAAUAUAUACGACUCCGCGAUACAAGGCGGUGAUGAUUGCGUUGCUAUUAAAGGUGGAUCACAAUUUGUCAAUGUCACUAAACUUACAUGUGGACCUACUACUCAUGGCAUUAGUGUGGGGAGUUUAGGAGGUGGUGAAUCUGACGAAUUUGCAGAAAAUAUAAACAUCAAGUAUUGCACAUUCAAUGGAGCUGUUAGUGCAGUAAAAAUCAAGACAUGGCCAGGCGGAAAAGGAUACGUCAAAUCUGUCGUUUUUGAUCAUAUCACAGUCAAUGAAGUAUACAAUCCUAUAUACAUCGAUCAACAUUACAUGAAAACUCCGGAAAAGGAUCAGGCACUUAAAGUGAGUGAUGUAACAAUUAGUAAUGUUUAUGGAACAUUCACUAGCGACCAACCUAUUGUGCUAGAUUGUGCGAGGAUAGGGUGUGACAAUAUUAUCUUGCAAGAUAUAAAGCUUGACGCAGUUGAUCGAAGGAAGCCAAGUAACACAAUAUGCAAUAAUGUUAAUGGGAGAACAGAUGUUAAUGUUUCACCUUCUUUACAUUGUGUGCGAACGUAAAGAUGUUUGUGAUUUUCUGUAUUUCAUUGUUAAGAAUUAUAUGGAAGUUUACAUACUUCAUGAAUUAUGAAUAAUACAGUUAUUUAUAUAUAAGGAAAUCAAGUGGAAUUUGAACCCAAUGUUAGAAGGGUUUAAUUCAAAUUCAAUACUGGUCAACAAAAAUAUCUAUAAUAUUCAUUGUGCAUUGUUUUCUUC